Messenger RNA from Thamnophis sirtalis, 1299 nucleotides. The record is from RefSeq and is a predicted model, not a curated record. Lineage: Eukaryota; Metazoa; Chordata; Lepidosauria; Squamata; Natricidae.
AUGGGGGACAAUGAGGAUCUGGAUGCUGCCGGCGCCUCAAAUGUUCAGAGCAGCCUUUCAGACUCCUCCGUGGAGAACGGUGCCACGCAAGAUGACUACCUUCUUCCCACCAUGGCGCGCUCGCCAACCUGCGCCCGCUGCCGCAAUCAUGGCCUCAGGGUGCCAUUGAAAGGCCACAAGAACUGUUGCCAGUUCAUGGACUGCCAGUGCGACAAAUGCGCCCUUAUUCUCCGCAUGGCCCUGAACCCCAUCAGUGGCAACAUGGAUUUGAGCCGACGUUCCAAGGCCCCUUCUCUGGGAGGUCAGCCCAAUUCUUCUGCUCAUCUUUCCGUCUGGCCCACCCGAGGUUUUUUCUUCUCGCCCCUUUCUGAACAACAGCUCCAGAAAGAGGCCGCCGAAGCCUUGAUGGUGUUAAGAAAUGCCCCCCAGUCUAGCCCCAUGCUUUCCCCUUCAGGCCUCCUGCCCCCUGCCAACACCAUCUCUGCCCUCAUGGGGCCCCCGAGCUUCUCCCACCCUAUGGAAGCCAUUCCCAACCCUGCCAUUCCCAGCCCUUUCCAGCCACAUCCCUCGUACUUCCUGCCUCCCUAUGUUCCUCAGGGUCUCAAGGCCUCUAGGGACAUAGCCUUGAAGCGAGCCCACGUACCCCCAGAAUCGGUUAGUGCCCACCCCGAACCGGUUCCAGGGCCCUUCUUCUUUCCACUCUUCCAUGGUAGCCCUCACCCCCAGCAAUACAAAAACGUCCGGCUGUUCUCGGUCGCUCCAUCUCGAGGGGCUCAGGUAGCCACCUCUCUCAUGGUUUCCAGCAUCCAGCCCGUCAAACCAAGCCUCGGUGCGGCGUCCAGUUACAGCCACUAUCAUUUCGCCCCAAACUUGAGAACUUACCACAGUACCUCGGGCUCCAUGCAAAAGACUGUCUGCUUGCCCCAAAGCAUGGAGACCGGCUGGAUUUCCGAGACCAGCGUUGAAGUCCUUGCUCCCUCUGGCUCCGCUCCUGGCCAUCCGCCGCUGAUGCCUUUCUGUGUCUCGCCCAUGGAUGUCUCGGUCACCAUGCCCUUCCAAGCAGGCUCCCCCGUUGGGAUGGAUCUGCACAUGCUCCCUCCCGGUUUGUCUCUGCUGAACCCUGGCCCCUGCCUUCUAGCUCAUCCCUCCUUCCCAGACCCCGUGCUUCUCCCAGGGCAGAUGUCUCCGCAGUGCCAACCCCAGCAGUGCCAAGAAGGAAAGUGUUCCAGCAAGAGGCCCAAAGAAGAAGAGCCCGACAACGGCCGUAAGGUGCCUGGCAGCAAGGAUGAAAAAGGUUAG